Molecule: messenger RNA, 2076 nt
Organism: Fusarium tjaetaba
Lineage: Eukaryota; Fungi; Ascomycota; Sordariomycetes; Hypocreales; Nectriaceae
Product: YVC1-vacuolar cation channel
Exons: 5
Coding region: 1-2076 (691 amino acids)
Biological process (GO): monoatomic ion transport; transmembrane transport
Cellular component (GO): membrane
Molecular function (GO): monoatomic ion channel activity
Source: RefSeq, a predicted model, not a curated record
AUGCCCAGCACAUGGAACCGCUUCAAGAGCCUCUUUAGUGAUGGAACCACCAGCCGACGCGAGUGGCUCCAUGAGGAGGAGAGAGCCCUUUUGCCUAGCCAUCGGAACCAGAACAUCGCGUCUGCUAUCCCUCCGGCCGAGGUCAUGAAGGUUUGCCUGCGAUUGCGACAUUUGAUCCGCGAAUGCGUCCCUUGCGAGCUUGAAGAAAGUGCUAUCACGCGAUCCCAUAGCACUGUCAUCACCAGCAAGGUUGUACAGGCGGCUAAGGAAGCUGGCGGCCAGAAAUACCGAUCAUGCGUUGUGUAUGCCCUGCUUGUUAAUAUGCGUUGGUUUAAACGCGAAGCCAUUCUCGAGCUAUGGGAUGCCGAUCUCCACGAUUUGCGCGCUGUUGCCUGCACUGUCAUCGCCAAGCAGAUUAUCGAGGGAGAGGAGGAUAUCGAUUACCUCCUGCAUCACGUUCUUCUCCGUCGGUACUCUUUCCUCAUUGACCAGGUCCCUACAGCCCCAACCAAUGUCAUUGAGAAGGCUGUCGACCUACACGCAGUUCGGGUCAUUGGCUCCUCUGGUUAUCAGAAAUGCAUUGCCUAUCUCUGGCGUGGCUGGCUAGUCCAGGACGAAGAUGAUCCCUCCGAGUUUGUCGACUACAAGAACAAAGCAAACACCAGCCUAGUUGUCCACAUGGACCCCGAUCGUAUGCGUGCACCUCGCUACCAGAAUGCUGCCCAGUUGCUAUUCUCCAUCAUAUAUCUUGGUCUGUACACGGCCGCAGUCAACUCUGCCAAUGCAUCAGGAGUACUGGAUGGUGCUGAGAUUGCGCUCUACAUCUUCACCUUUGCCUAUGUCUGCGACGAGUGCCUCAAAUACUACAAGGCUGGUUACCACAUCCUGGGAUUCUGGAAUGUUUUCAAUUUCGUCCUUUACUCCUUCUUGACUGUAUCAUUGGUUCUACGCAUCAUAGGACUGGCAUACAAGGACAAUGAUGAUGUGCAUAAGAAGUACAACGAGCUCAGCUAUAAUCUGCUUUCUUUUGUUGCGCCCAUGUUUUGGUCCCGCCUCUUGCUCUAUUUCGACAGCUUCCGUUUCUUCGGCGCCAUGCUAGUUGUGCUGAAAGUUAUGAUGAAGGAAUCUCUCAUCUUCUUUGCCUUGCUUAUCGUUGUCAUCAUUGGCUUCCUCCAGGCAUUCAUCGGUCUCGAUAUUGCUGAUGACAACAUUAUGGGCGAUACCUGGUUCAUCAUUGAGUCUAUGCUCAAGGCUAUCAUGCAGAGUCCCGAGUUUGAUGGUUUUGAUGAUUUUGGGCAUCCAUUCGGUCUGAUUCUCUACUACUGCUUUACUUUUGUUGUCAUGAUUAUUCUCCUCAAUAUCCUCAUUGCACUUUACAACUCGGCCUACGAGGAUAUCUAUGAGAAUGCCGAUGACGAAUAUCUCGCACUGUUUGCGCAAAAGACGAUGCAGUUCGUCCGAGCUCCUGAUGAGAAUGUUUAUAUCGCCCCUUUCAACCUGGUCGAGAUCGUCAUUUCGGGACUGUUUGAGUGGUGGGUACCAAAGUCCACUUACGAAUUCAUCAAUGACUGCGUCAUGGCUACUCUAUACUCCCCUCUUCUCUUUAUUGCCGCCAUUUUCGAGAGGCGAUCUGCACGAAAGAUUCGACACAACCGCUCACGAGGCGAGGAGGACGACGAUCAGAUCAAUGAGUGGGAACAAUUUCACGAGGGCCUUGACAUGGAAGGUGAAGGCUGGACCAAGACUUGUGAGGCCGUCAAACCUAAUGUGGAAGACGAGCCUGCUGUCAUUGAAGUCCGCAAGCUGCGAGCUGAGAUGGAAGAACUCAAGGCGAUGAUUUCUCAACUCACAAACACCAAAGUAAGUGAUGAUGAUACCAUAACGGGCUCAAAGAAUGGAAAGGAGCUAGCCGCUGAAGACAACGAUACCCAAGAGAUCUCCGAGGCCGCUGAGACCCAGGAUGCGCCAGACACGUCGGAUACCCCAGAGGGAGAAGGGGCUUCUGGUGAUCAAAAGCAGGGCAAGAAAAACAAGAAGAAGAACAAGAAGAAGGGCCCAGGCGGAUCCAGUAACUAG